Molecule: messenger RNA, 1164 nt
Organism: Tremella mesenterica DSM 1558
Lineage: Eukaryota; Fungi; Basidiomycota; Tremellomycetes; Tremellales; Tremellaceae
Exons: 4
Coding region: 1-1164 (387 amino acids)
Biological process (GO): regulation of signal transduction; regulation of dephosphorylation
Cellular component (GO): cytosol
Molecular function (GO): protein phosphatase 2A binding
Source: RefSeq, a predicted model, not a curated record
AUGUCAGCUGCUCAAGGCUCAAAUCUUCCCCUCCCAGCUUUCUACGCACAAGUGUUACAUUCCCUCGUGCCCAUCUUCGAUGAUACUCUCUCAUUGUCCGAUCUGAAAACUCAAGAAAUUCUCUCCACAGCUUUGGACAAUCUUCACCUGAUCUCUAGGAUGUUGUCAUCCCUCGGUGUGUUCUCGGAUAACGAAUCUCUAGAUGAAGUUGGGGACGGGGAAUUGGUAUUCAUGACUGUGCCUUGGGUUCUAGGAGAGUGCGAGGCAAAAGCUGGUCUUGGGGGAAAGGACAAUCGCAUAGCUGCUUUGAGACGAAGCGACACAGCAAUCAAUGCUUUCUUACAUCUACUGAAUAGCUACAAGGUGUUAUCUCCCGACGAAGAAGCUGAAAGCUCUGCAAUGGCCAAUGGAGUACCUAAGGAUCCUGCGAGAAGACGAGAAGCAAAGAUAAGAGCCUACAAGCGAGAAAAGGAGCUUCGAGAAUUCAUAUCUGCUUCAGUUCCAGACCAACCUGAUCCAACUUCUACUCCAUUAGUAUUCGUACUAUCUUGCUUGCCUCAACAGGGUCAAUCUAAUGGCUCCACCUCUGUGAAUGGAGAAGAGCCCGACACCCGACGUACUAUCCUUCUCAUUCUUCGUCUCUUACAUACACUCGCCCUAGCCUUACUAGCUUCUACAGCUAUGGAAUUGGAGCUUCUCGUUUCUGCCCCUGCAGAAAUAUCAGAAUUACCGCAAGAACAAAGAGGUUCUGAAAUCGACAACACUUGGAAGUUGGACAGAACCCCAGCGGGGUACAAACCAAGAGAGUUGAUCUCCGGUGGUGGACGGGUGUUGAGACCUUUCACCAUUUUACCUUCCACAUCGGGUCUGAGUGACAGGGAGAGAUUACGAGGUGAAGUAUUUAGGGAAAGUUGGAGGUUACCAAGUAUGACCAUUGAUGAGUAUCUGGAGGAGGAAAAGAGAAGAGGGAAUAUCAUUACGGGUGGAGGACAAGCAUCAUAUGACGCACCGACAAGUAGCGAACUACUAGCACUUGCCGCGGAACAAGAUGGCACCGUUGCUGGUGAGGAGAAAGAAGAGCAGAAGCGACUCAAGGAGGAGAACUGGGCCCAAUACACCGAGGUAAAUCCUCGAGGGGCAGGAAAUCGAAUGAAUAGGGGAUAA